Molecule: messenger RNA, 2781 nt
Organism: Chlorocebus sabaeus (green monkey)
Lineage: Eukaryota; Metazoa; Chordata; Mammalia; Primates; Cercopithecidae
Gene: CCDC3
Product: coiled-coil domain containing 3
Biological process (GO): negative regulation of gene expression
Cellular component (GO): extracellular region
Source: RefSeq, a predicted model, not a curated record
CCCUUUUAAAGCGUGGCGCGCCAGGGCCGGGCAUGCCGAGCCCCGCGGCGGAGACAGCGGUGCGCCCAGCUCCCGGGAGCGGCCCGAGCAGCCGAGCGCCUAGGGCUGCCCUUCCCGGGCCGGCGGGCUCCCCGGGCUCCCCGCCGCCGCCCCGUGCGCCCCGGGAGGGCCCGGCAUGCUGCGCCAGCUGCUGCUCGCCGCGCUCUGCCUGGCGGGUCCCCCAGCGCCCGCGCGCGCCUGCCAGCUGCCCUCCGAGUGGAGGCCCCUGAGCGAGGGCUGCCGCGCCGAGCUGGCCGAGACCAUUGUGUACGCCAGGGUGCUGGCGCUGCACCCCGAGGCGCCCGGCCUCUACAACCACCUGCCCUGGCAGUACCACGCCGGCCAGGGGGGCCUCUUCUACUCGGCCGAGGUCGAGAUGCUGUGCGACCAGGCGUGGGGCAGCAUGCUGGAGGUGCCCGCCGGCUCCAGGCUCAACCUCACCGGCCUGGGCUACUUCUCGUGCCACUCCCACACCGUGGUCCAGGACUACUCCUAUUUCUUCUUCCUCAGGAUGGAUGAAAAUUAUAACCUCUUGCCUCACGGAGUCAAUUUCCAAGAUGCCAUCUUCCCGGACACUCAAGAGAACAGAAGGAUGUUUUCUAGCCUUUUCCAGUUUUCAAACUGUUCCCAAGGGCAGCAGCUGGUGACUUUCUCCAGUGACUGGGAAAUCCAGGAAGACAAUAGGCUCAUGUGCUCCUCGGUGCAGAAGGCCCUGUUUGAGGAGGAGGACCACGUCAAGAAGCUGCAGCAGAAAGUGGCCACCCUGGAGAAGCGCAACCGGCAGCUCCGGGAGCGGGUGAAAAAGGUCAAGAGGUCCUUGCGGCAGGCGCGUAAGAAGGGCCGCCACCUGGAGCUGGCGAACCAGAAACUCAGUGAGAAGCUGGCGGCGGGGGCGCUGCCGCACAUCAACGCCCGGGGGCCCGUGCGCGCCCCCUACCUGCGCGGGUGACGGGCCCGGGGGCUGCCGGGUGUGCAGGGCCAAUCCUGGCGAUAAUUGAGAAUGAGUGAGGUUUUGUACAUGCAGCUGUUCCAAGCGUUGUAGGAGUUUUUGUUUUUAAUCACGCAUUUGGUAGAGUCUAAAUGGAUAAAAUGCAAGGCUUGCUUUCCCCUUGGGUGCUGGCCUCAACGUCAGACCCCACGCGCUGCCCCUUCCUGGCCUGAUCCCAGACACAGUGCCUGGCAGUCCAGAAGCAGCGGGAUCCCUGAGUGCUGUGUGCUCGCCUGCAGAGCGGCCUAGAAAGAACCCUGACUGGGGAGAGAACACUUUAGAAUCUCUAGUGUAAAAGACAUCAACGUGCUGAGCCUUUAUUUCAGAAGAAAAUCAGGGUGGUUCUGAGCUCCCCAGUCCAGGACAACCACUAGUCCUGAUGAGUGAGCUGACGCUAGUGCUCGAACCUGCUGGCACCUUACUGUACAUCUUUGGAAGGGGAUGGUGGCCUUGUACCCGAGAUGCCUGAAAAUCAACACGUGCAGGGCCUCCCUAUCCAGCCAGCAUUUUCCUUCCAGCGAGGCAGGUGAAGACUUAAUAAGCUCAUCACAGGGGAGGGAAUUGCAUUAGGAGCAGGGCAGCAGGUAAUUAAACAAGAUAAAUGAUACCUGAUUUCCAACACCAGCUACGACGAGUUGAAGAUGAUACCUAUGGGUCCUGUUAACACAGGGGCAAGUGCCUUGAUCGGCCUGCCAUGGGUCAUCAAACUGCUUCCUAAAUUGAGAGAACCUGAGCAAUCUCUCAGCCACUGCUAUCAUCUAACUUCUUGUUUGCUUAGUAAUUGUUUUCUAAUGUCUCUGAAUUCAAAGUGAGGUGCCCCAAGACGCUGUGAACUUCUGCAAAGACACCUCCUUACCUAUUGGGAUCGGGUGACGUGACCUCACUCCCAGCCAGGCUCCCAAAGGGCUUAUUCCAGCCAUUCCAAUCUCUUCUUUAUACAAACACUUUCCCCCAACAAAUUUUGUUUGUUCCAAUAGGAAUAUUUGUACAUCAGGGCACUUCUCCUUAUGUCCGUUCCUUACACCACCAAAGCACUUCUUCGCCUUUCCAGAAAGAACACUUUUAAGACAGUACUAUAAGUAAACAUGAGAGUAUUCACUCUACUUAUUGCUCAGGCACAUUUGAGCAGGUCCCAGUUGUGUGAUUAAGAAGUCAACUGAGUGGCCUUUCCUGGGUUAUCUUCUGAUCGUGGCCUUUCAACCCAACAAGGGCCCUUCCCUGCUUUUCCACUGAUAAAGGCUCCUGGCCCUUCAUCAGGAUCUGCCCCCCAGAGACCACCCAGACACUGCAGGGCCUGGUGAUGCUGUCCUCUGCACCGGAAAUGACAGGCACUGUCAGAUUUCCACUCUUCCGCCUGUAGGAAAGCUGGGUGCUUCUUGUUCUGACAGCCAGUCUGGCGAGAUGAGUCUUAUGCUGCUUGAGUCUUGGUGGCAGGCUGCUAUCCAAGGGGGAGAAGUCUCUGCUCUGCUCUGGACUGGACAGAAGAGAGACUUUUACCCCAGGGCACUCACACAGCCAAGCUUCUGCCACCACUUCAUUAGCUGUAUUCUCCAGAGCGUGGUGUAAUAGCAGGUGCGUCUUCUAGUGUAUUCCUACUGGGGACACUUCCUCAAAGCAGUUUUGCUCCCCUGCAAGGGAAUGGUCAGCCUAAGGAUAAUGUACAGCCCGUGCUUGGAGAACCGUGGAAGCUGCACCCCUACAGGUACAUUCUGUUCUGCUUUUGCAAUAAAUACGAGCGGCAAUUUCAACCACAA